Caenorhabditis angaria is the source of this 1573-nucleotide messenger RNA. NCBI's taxonomy places the organism in Eukaryota, Metazoa, Nematoda, Chromadorea, Rhabditida, Rhabditidae. The record is from the annotation of a GenBank genome assembly.
AUGAGAAUUGUAUUACUUUUUAUAUUAUUAUUAGUUACUGUAUUUUCAACUGUCGAAUCUCGUCGGUUAAAAUAUCGCAAAGGUCUCGCAGCGGCUCCAAAACUGGACAAAGAAGCUCAUGUUGUUCUAAUAGCCGGCUCAAAUGGUUGGUAUAAUUAUAGACAUCAAGCAGAUGUUGCACAUUCGUAUCAAACUUUAAGAAAUCAUGGAAUUCCUGCUGAAAAUAUUAUCACUCUUAUGUAUGAUGAUGUGGCAAAUAAUAAAAUGUAAGUUCCGAGUUUUCUCGAAAACUACAGUACCUUUGAGAGCUAGAAAUUUUAUGACAGAAAACUAAUGUUUUUUGUAACUGACAUGGGAAAUUUCAGGAAUCCAUACAAAGGCAAAUUGUUCAACAAACCACAUGGAAAAGAUGUCUACAAGGGACUGAAAAUUGAUUAUAGUGGAUCUGAUGUCACAACUCGAAACUUCAUAAACGUUCUUCAAGGAAAUGCCUCAGGAGUUAUUGGAGGAAAUGGCCGAGUUCUCAACACGUAAGUUUAUUUUCUCAAGAAACCUACAAAAUAACUUCAACUCUAUUUUUUUCAGAAACCAAGAUGAUCGAGUAUUUGUAUAUUUCACAGACCAUGGAGCUGUAGGAUUGAUCUCGUUCCCAGAUGAGAUUUUGACUGCCAAACAACUCAAUGAUGCUUUAGUCUCAAUGCAUAAGAAUGGAAAGUUUGGACAACUUGUUUUUUAUUUGGAAGCUUGCGAAUCUGGAAGCAUGUUUGAUAGUGUUCUUCGUGAUGAUCUUAAUAGUACGUUUAUAUUCAAUUAGAACUCACACUAACAUCUAUUUUCAGUCUACGCCAUCACUGCUGCAAAUGGAAAAGAGAGUAGUUGGGGAACAUACUGUGAAAAUGAUAUGAAUCUUCCAUGUCUCGGUGAUCUUUUCAGUGUUAAUUGGAUUACUGACAGUGAUGGAGAGGAUCUCAAUACUGAAACCCUUCAAUAUCAAUAUGAACUAGUGAAAACCGAAACUAACCUUUCUCAUGUCAUGCAAUUUGGUGAUUUAUCAAUUGCUAAGGAAUCAGUAGGACUUUUCCAAGGCGACAAAGAAGAUCGCGAAUAUACAUCGAUGGAUUCGGAUGAGAUAUCAGCUGUUGAAUCAGUGAAUUGGCCAUCAAGAGAUGUUGAAUUGAAUCAUUUGAAAUCACAAUUGCUUCGAACUAACAGUGAACAUCAAAUGGGAGUAAUUGAGAAAAAAAUUAAGAAGAUAAGAUCAACCCGAAAAAUUAUCAAGAAAAGCAUUCAUUGGCUAGUUGAGAAACUUGUUGAAGACGAAGAUAUUCAAUUGGAAAAUCUUUCAAUUCAUCGGCCAGUUUUAGAUUUAGACUGUCAUCAUAGAAUUAUGCAUACUUUCGACAACAAUUGCAUUGAUUUGAACAAAUAUGACUAUGCUUUGAAGUAUAUGAACAUUUUCAAUAAUCUUUGUUUGGAAGUGGAAGACGAAGAUGAACUUUUGGAAAAAAUGGAAGAUUUGUGCACAAGUUUGGACAUCGAAAAAAUGAUCAAUGAUGAGACAAGAACUAUUUGA